AUGUAUGAAGCUGCCCUGGAUCCUGAUAGAGAGCACCCCAAAGAUCAGGUGAAAAUGGACACAGACGCUGUUACUCCUCAGAGCAACAAUGUCUCCCGGCUACACAAGUCGUCUCUAUUCAAAGCAGAGGGCAGAAUACGAUGGUCCGAAAGCGUUGGUCCAUAUCCGAAGCCGUCAUUCAUAGCUGCAGUCAGGCAGAAAACUUCCGGCGUUUUGAAGCAGGUUCUGCGAUGGCCCCAUAUCGGAGUUCUGAACUGGUUGGCACACAAAGAGUCGAAAGAGGGAACGAAAGUUGCGGUUUCCAAACCCCCAACUGUCGAGGACGACUCAUUGUCCUCGAUCCCUGGUUUGACUGGACAGCACAUGGCUCCCGAGAUCGAUCAGCAGACACAGGCCUCCGGUGAGAGUGAAUUGCAUCCCUUUCAGAGAGCCCGACCAGAUGUGGCAGCUCCGAACUUGGCCCGCCAAAUGAAACCUACCAUUCAAUCCUUAAGCCCCUUCGAGCGCCAGAACAACCUUCGGAUUUUGGCCUAG
Cladophialophora immunda is the source of this 534-nucleotide messenger RNA. RefSeq lists its product as uncharacterized. The coding region runs from base 1 to 534 and encodes 177 amino acids. Lineage: Eukaryota; Fungi; Ascomycota; Eurotiomycetes; Chaetothyriales; Herpotrichiellaceae. The transcript has 3 exons. The record is from RefSeq and is a predicted model, not a curated record.